Messenger RNA from Penicillium taxi, 1836 nucleotides. RefSeq lists its product as uncharacterized. The transcript has 4 exons. NCBI's taxonomy places the organism in Eukaryota, Fungi, Ascomycota, Eurotiomycetes, Eurotiales, Aspergillaceae. The record is from RefSeq and is a predicted model, not a curated record. Gene Ontology annotation, cellular component: nucleus. Bases 1 to 1836 code for a protein of 611 amino acids.
AUGGCGCCCCGUAAGAAUACAAAAAAACAAACGCGACUGGCCUUCGCCCCCGCGGCACCAUCUUCAGCAACUGAUACUAGCGAUGCCAAUACCUCCCAAGAUCGGUUGCGAACUCUCUCCUAUAUGCAUCCAACACUAGCCUCAGUGCCCGUCAAACGCUCUCGAGAAAGCAAAGUUCCGUCAAAGAAAACUGUCUGCGCAGAACCACUUAAGCAGAGCCAGACUUCUAAGGGAAAGCCCUUCCCAGCAUCUGAAAGUGAAGUCGAGAUCGUCUUACAAAAUAAGGCACAAUCUCCAAUGCUAAAUUUAGAUGAAUCCUCUGAUGAUGAUGUAGCCAUCUUCAGCUCUCAGAGAAGUCGCGGGCCUAAGUUCGCUGUGCCUUCCGAGCCUAAAAUUCCCAAUAUCCAGGAUAGUUCCGAUUCCAAGGGAGUAACUGUCCGCCCACAACGGCGAUUGAAGCGGAAGGCAGAGAGCGGGGCCAUUGAGAACGAUUCCGACUCUGAUUUGUUGAUUUCAUCGCCUGCGAAGCGUCGAAUAAAGCAGAAAGAAGAUACCACAGCCCUUGAGAUCGAAUCCGAUGACGCUGAUUUGAUAAUCUCGUCGCAUUCAAAGCGCCGAUUAAAGCGGAAGGCAAAGAGUCCGCCCAUAGAGAUCGAAUCUGACUCUGAUGCUUUAAUUUCAUCGCCUGUGAGGCACCGAAAACGGAUCAUCAAACCAAGCACCCCUCAAACACGUCACACUGGAACAGAUCUAGACAUUUUAGAUAUUGAGGAGGAUGUAAUCGACCUCCAGGAUUCAGUUGUCAAAAAAACACGAACCCGUGGUCACUUGGCGGGAUCGGCGCGAAAUAUAAAACUCCAGCAACUGGAGGCACUGCGCCGCCGCCGUGCCGGAUUACCAUCAGAAUCCGAAGAUGAGCCUGAAAAUGGACUGGAACAGAGCCAUAUUGAAGAAGAUGAAGAGGCCGAGAGCGAGACUGAAAUUGCCAAUCACAGCAAUGAAGACCUCGACCAAUAUGAAGAUGACUUUGUUCUCGAAGACGAUGCUCUGGGUGUUCCGAACGAAGAGAUACCAUUUGAGUUCACCAGGCACGCGUAUAAAAAGCCGAAGGAAUACUUUAGGGACGUAAUUGGCUGGAUGGUACAUAACGCCCUUGAUCCGGCCUUUCCACGCUCCGACGCCAUGUACAAAAUGGCGUUUAUGAAGUUGGAGGAUGAAGUCAAAGCACGUGCAGGUUCUCUACUGAUUUCCUCGGUCUGGGACCCGGACUUUCGCAAUGCGCUUCUAGCUCGUCCUUACGUCGAAACUACGGGUGUCUCCACUAUGGAAAACAUCGUCUGCGAUGCUUGCAAUCGAUCGGGCCAUCCAGCUUCUGCAGAUGUUAAACUAUACGGCAAACCAUACCACAUGCAUACCCUUGAGCCCAUAUUGGAUGAUGAGGACGAGGAUGACAGUGAGGACAGUGAUGCCAAGAACAGAAAUGACUCUAAAGUCGAGCGAGACCGAAACGGCCGUGCUCUGCCGAAUGAAAAUAAGAGGUUCUAUCUAGGAAGACAAUGCAACAAGAAAGCACAGCUAGCCCACACCCUCACACAUUGGCGCUUCCAUCUCAAUGAAUGGGUUGUGGACCAUCUACGGAGAAUGGGAUGUAUGACAGACGCAGAGGUCAUUCGCCGAAACAAUAUGAGUCAGAAGAAAAAGACACGCAAUGCGAUUGCAGUGCUUGAAAGCAUGGUUGUAAAGGGUGAAAUUGACAAUCUUUGGCGGGACUUCCAUUCGACCCUCAAGGGAGCCCGAGAGAGAACAGUAAAUGACUACCCCACACUCCGUACUUAA